Messenger RNA from Penicillium brevicompactum, 1815 nucleotides. RefSeq names its product serine/threonine-protein kinase. Bases 1 to 1815 code for a protein of 604 amino acids. Gene Ontology annotation, biological process: protein phosphorylation. The transcript has 3 exons. Lineage: Eukaryota; Fungi; Ascomycota; Eurotiomycetes; Eurotiales; Aspergillaceae. The record is from RefSeq and is a predicted model, not a curated record. Gene Ontology annotation, molecular function: ATP binding; protein kinase activity.
AUGAGUACGAUACAGAAUAUCAAGAAUUUUAUCCGGCAUGGCAAGCAGGCCCGCCUAGUCACCCCUCACUCCGAACCCACCACCGAUGUCUCCACGAUUCACGCCGAGCCCCAACGUCUCCCACCUGGUCAAUACACACCCGCCCUGGAAGCCUUUGGCCCAGAGGGCCGGGAAAAUGCGAUUCAGAAGCCUGACUCCCAAGUGAGGCACGAUCGUUCCGUCGAGAUCGAACGUCUGGUCCAAGAAGAGAAUGUAACUCGAUCGAAGAUGCCCAAGUAUCCCGGUCUGGAACGCUGGAUCUUGGUGGAGAAGAUGGGCGAUGGCGCUUUCAGUAACGUCUAUCGCGCUAAAGAUUCGACCACUGUAUAUGGCGAGGUUGCGAUCAAGGUUGUGCGCAAAUUUGAAAUGAACAGCAAUCAGCGAGCGAACAUCCUUAAAGAGGUUCAGAUCAUGCGCAAUCUCGACCAUCCUAAUGUCGUCAAGUUGAUCGACUUCUCGGAAUCUAAGCAAUACUACUACAUUGUUCUUGAACUUUGCCCAGGUGGCGAAUUGUUCCAUCAAAUCGUGAGAUUGACAUACUUCAGCGAAGAUCUUAGCCGACAUGUCAUUCGCCAAGUGGCCGACGCGAUUGAGUAUCUCCACGAAACAUCCGGAGUUGUUCACCGUGAUAUCAAACCCGAAAACCUCCUGUUCUACCCUAUUCCCCAUGCUCCUAGCAAGAACCCCAAGCCUCAACAACCAGGCGACGAAGAUAAGGAAGAUGAGGGCGAGUUCAUUCCCGGGCAUGGCUCGGGUGGAAUCGGCAAAAUCAAGCUUGCGGACUUUGGUCUGUCUAAGGUCAUUUGGGAUAGCUCCACGAUGACACCCUGCGGUACUGUCGGAUAUACCGCCCCAGAAAUCGUCAAGGAUGAGCGGUACUCAAAGAGUGUGGACAUGUGGGCCAUGGGCUGCGUACUCUACACUCUUCUUUGUGGAUUCCCUCCAUUCUACGAUGAGAGCAUCCAAGUCUUGACGGAGAAGGUUGCACGCGGACAAUACACAUUCUUGUCACCAUGGUGGGACGACAUCUCCAAGUCAGCUCAGGAUCUGAUCUCCCACCUCCUCACCGUGGAUCCCGAGCAGCGGUACACCAUCAAGGAAUUCCUUGAUCACCCCUGGAUUCGCGGAACCGAUGAAGAGACCACAGCGGCAGCAGACGCUCCUCCUUUGGCGACCCCAUUCGUGGAAAGCCAAAAAGACCGACAACAAUACGACACGGUCAGUGCUGAACAUGGUCCUUACCAGCCCGCCAGCGCUCGCUUCCUUGACCAGCCCUCCGUAACAGCAGACCGACGCAUGGACUUCCGAUCUCCAGGCGCUUUCAACCUGCGCGAGGUAUUCGACGUCGGUUAUGCGGUGCACAGACAAGAGGAAGAGGGCAAACGCCGCACGAACCAGCGCCAGUCCAACCGCAGUGGCACGGCGCAAUUCCAAUCCGCACUUGGUGCGCUUAACGAAACUUACGACGACGAGCCCGAGUACAGCCACACCCUGGGCGGGCAACCACCGGCUAAGGUAGCCAAGGCUCAGGGAUCAGGCGAGAUGGCCGGCAUGGAAGCCAAACUACGAUCCACAAACCUGAGCAACCAGAGCAGCGCUGCCCAGGCACGCCAAGCACCCCACCAGAAGCCCAAGCAGGGAUACGGCAUGCACGAUGCAAAUGUCGCCAGCGCGGCAAAGAGCAGUAUUCGCAAGCCGAAUCAACCGUUUGAACUCAGCUUGAAUGGAUCAACAUUGCUUGAGAAGCGUGGCCGCCGUCAUCAGCCAGUGGCAUAG